Molecule: messenger RNA, 2797 nt
Organism: Anarrhichthys ocellatus (wolf-eel)
Lineage: Eukaryota; Metazoa; Chordata; Actinopteri; Perciformes; Anarhichadidae
Gene: anapc7
Product: anaphase promoting complex subunit 7
Exons: 11
Coding region: 109-1806 (565 amino acids)
Biological process (GO): protein ubiquitination; positive regulation of mitotic metaphase/anaphase transition; cell division
Cellular component (GO): anaphase-promoting complex
Molecular function (GO): protein binding
Source: RefSeq, a predicted model, not a curated record
UCGGCGCCAUAUUUAAUACGUCACAAGCUAGCUAGCAUUAGCUGUUUACAAGUCCAAACUUUUAACUUGAGACGGAAACCUAAAGCCAGGCCUCAACAUAAUCGUAAAAUGAAUGUAAUAGAUCAUGUACGGGACAUGGCCGCCGCUGGCCUUCACUCUAAUGUCCGGAUAUUGAGCAGUUUGUUGCUGACGAUGAGUAAUAACAACCCAGAGCUUUUCUCACCGGCCCAGAAGUACCAGUUGUUGGUUUACCACGCCGAUGCCAUCUUCCAUGAUAAGGAGUACCGUAAUGCUGCCUGCAAGUACAGCAUGGCACUGCAACAGAAGAAGGUACUCAGCAAAACAUCUAAAGUUCGUACUUCUGCUGGUGGAGCUGCAUCUAACUUACAGGCACAGAGUUUGCCCUCAGAAAUUGAGGUUAAGUACAAGAUCGCUGAAUGCUACACCAUCUUGAAGCUGGACAAAGAUGCCAUUGCCGUGCUCGAUGGGAUCCCCUCCAGACAGAGGACUCCAAAGAUCAACAUGAUGCUGGCUAACCUGUACAGGAAAGCCGGUCAGGAGCGUUCUGCAGUGACGAGCUACAAAGAGGUCCUCAGACAGUGUCCCGUCGCCCUGGAUGCAAUCAUUGGUCUUCUCUCUUUAUCAGUGAAAGGAGCUGAAGUGGCGUCCAUGACUAUGGAUGUGAUCCAGAGUAUCCCCAACCUGGACUGGCUCUCUGUGUGGAUCAAAGCGUAUGCCUUCAUACAUGCGGGGGACAAUCAAAGAGCCAUCAACACUAUUUGCUCUCUGGAGAAGAAGUCUCUGUUGCGGGACAACGUGGAUCUCCUGGUGAGCCUGGCAGAUGUCUACUUCAGGGCAGGGGACACCAAGAACGCCAUCCUCAAAUUUGAACAAGCCCAGAUGCUAGACCCAUACCUCAUCAAAGGAAUGGAUGUUUAUGGCUACCUGAUGGCCCGCGAAGGACACUUGGAGGAUGUUGAAGUCCUGGGAGGAAGGUUAUUUAAUAUCUCAGACCAGCACGCAGAACCCUGGGUGAUCUCUGGUUGUCACAGCUUUUAUAGCAAGCGUUACUCCAGAGCCCUGUACCUGGGAGCGAAGGCUAUCCAGCUGAACAGCAACAGCGUGCAGGCUCUCCUCCUGAAGGGGGCGGCGCUGAGAAACAUGGGUCGCGUUCAAGAAGCCAUCAUCCACUUCAGGGAGGCCAUGCGCUUGGCUCCCUGCAGACUCGACUGCUAUGAAGGUCUGAUCGACUGUUACCUGGCAUCCAAUGGGAUCCGAGAGGCUAUGGGGAUGGCCAAUAACAUCUAUAAGACUCUGGGGGCCAACGCACAAACUCUGACCAUCCUCGCCACGGUGUGCCUGGAAGACCCGGUGACUCAGGAGAAAGCCAAAACCCUGCUGGACAAAGCUCUGGCCCAGAGACCCGACUACACCAAGGCUGUGGUCAAGAAGGCCGAACUGCUCAGUCGGGAACAGAAAUAUGAAGAAGGGAUCGCUCUCCUCAGGAACGCCCUGGCCAAUCAGAGCGAUUGUGUCCUGCACAGAAUGCUGGGAGAUUUCCUAGUGGCCGUCAACGAUUACCAAGAAGCCAUGGAUCAGUACAGCAUAGCGCUAAGCCUGGAUCCCAAUGACCAGAAGUCUUUAGAAGGCAUGCAGAAGAUGGAGAAGGAGGAGAGUCCUACCGAUGCCACGGUGGAGCUGGACGGUGACGACAUGGAGGGCAGCGGAGAGGACGGGGAUCUGGAGGGCAGCGAUAGCGAAGCAGCCCAGUGGGCUGAUCAGGAACAGUGGUUUGGGAUGCAGUGACCUCGGCCACCGGAGGACACACAGUCCCCCCCACACACACACACACACACACACACACACACACACACACACACACUGCAGUCCGCCGGAAGCUUUUGGCCAUCGAAGGUCGUCAAACAGCACAACGUGGCCACUGAUGUUAUUUUUUUCCCCAACAUUCUGACAACCUUAUUAAUCACUUCACCCUAAAGCUAUGUGAGCCUCGUUAGCUCGUCCAUACGGAUACCGAUUCAGCCUUACAGCAGCAGACAUUGGACCCCAGAGAACAUGGAGAUUUGCUGUUCAACACCUUGAUUUCUCAAUAUUUGUAAAAUAUGAAGUCCUAUCGCUGACUCUACUUCAACCUAUUUCUUCAGCACUUCUUUGCUGGCAGUGUGAAUAAAUGCAUCACUGUCCCAAAUAGUGCAAAUUACAACUUCAAGUUAAAUAUACUCAUUAAAAAGUAUCGGUGUCUUAAAAAAAAGACCUGCAUUGGAUUUGGGGUUGAGUUCAGUAUACUGGAGGACUGUUUCCGGGUAGUACUGGGAGAUUUAGACGGAAGUAAUUGUCAGAGUGAAUUGGUGUGAUGGGGGAUUUUGGCUGGAGUUAUCCUUCACAUGUCUUACAGGAGAGACUGGCAACGAUUUUUUUUUUAAUUAAGUGUUUAGUUUGAGCCUAACGGACACUUGUUUGCUGCAGAUCACACUGAAGGUUGUCAGUUUGCCACAACUUUACGUCUGACGGGCAAACAGGAGGUCUGUGAUAAAAAGUGACUAUGUAUCAUAUUUCCUGCUGCUCUUUAAAAUAUAUAAUCUACAUUUGAAUUUUGUCACAAGAAUGCAUCAUGUAAUGUACAGGCUUUAUUAUUUUCGUGUGUGUCGUCUGAGUCUGCCUUUGUGUCAAAAAACAAAUAACCCUACAACUGACUCGUGUUUCUUAACUACUUCAAGAUAAAUGUCUAUAGUAUUUUGUACAUAUUUUUAAAGUGUAUAAUAAAAUAAUGAAACACUCA